Molecule: messenger RNA, 691 nt
Organism: Acomys russatus (golden spiny mouse)
Lineage: Eukaryota; Metazoa; Chordata; Mammalia; Rodentia; Muridae
Gene: Pla2g2e
Product: phospholipase A2 group IIE
Exons: 3
Coding region: 1-489 (162 amino acids)
Biological process (GO): arachidonate secretion; lipid catabolic process; phospholipid metabolic process
Molecular function (GO): phospholipid binding; calcium ion binding
Source: RefSeq, a predicted model, not a curated record
AUGGGGAAAUGUCUGGAGUCCGGUCUGAAGGGACUUGAUGAUGGAGGCCCUGGAUGGGAUGCUCACUGGCACCUUCUGGUCUCCGCCUCCUCUUCUGUAGUGGCCCUCGCUGGGGGAAACCUGGUCCAGUUUGGAGUGAUGAUUGAGAGAAUGACAGGAAAGCCUGCGCUGCAGUACAACAACUACGGCUGCCACUGUGGUGUCGGUGGCUCCAACUGGCCAGUGGACCAGACUGACUGGUGCUGCCACACCCACGACUGCUGCUAUAGCCGAGUGAAGAAGAUGGGCUGUGAGCCCAAGCUGGAAAAGUACCUCUUCUCUGUCAGUCGGGACACCAUCUUCUGUGCUGGUAGAACCACUUGCCAGCGGCAGACCUGUGAAUGCGACAAGAGGGCUGCGCUCUGCUUUCGCCAACACCUGGGCACUUAUAACCGCAAGUACGCCCAUUACCCUAGUAAGCUGUGCACUGGGCCCACUCCACCCUGCUGAGGCCCUGUUUACCUCCAUAGCCACCCCAGAGGCUCUUGCUGUCCUGGGCCCGGAGAAGCCUGGACCCCAAAUUCCUCUCCUGCAAACCCAUCCCUCCCCUCAGAGAUCACAGGCCCCCAGCCUCUGGGCACCACACCUGUUCCGCAAGGAUCAACUCAAGGAGCCACGAGACUCACCGGCACUCACCGGAGCCACUAAGUGU